AUAGGAUACCCUGAAGGAAUAUCAGCAUCCGAGUCAGCCUCAGUUAGCAGUCAAGAGCAAGUCCAUGGACAGCAUACCAGAGUGUCAUCUGAUCUUAUUGGUGCAUUACUUAAGCGAGGAGAAAAGCUAAGAGAAGCAAUGGUGACAACAGCUGAUGAAGACAAUGAAUUAGAUGAACCUGGGGUACUUGGUACAUUUGUGAAAAGGUCAGUUGUUACGUUAUAAAAUAAUGGUCUUAUUGAUGUAUUGUUACAUCCUUUUGUCUUGGAUUAUUUAAGCCCUAACUUUGACCAGAAUCUAAUUUUUCAUUACUAACAAUGAAAUGUAACUGCCAAAGUAAUCAAGCAUAGGUAACCAGCCAGACUGUCAAAAAGUUUUGAAGUAGACGGCUGAGUUGUCAAAGUAAGCAGCCAGUCUUAUUUAUUAGGAUCACUGGACAUGAAAAAGAGUAGUCUUGAAAAUCUCCUUACUGAUUUAAGGGUUCAAAAGGAUUGAUAACAAUCAGACACAGGAAGCCUAAAAAUAAUCUCUUUUGCUUGAAAAUUGUUUUCACCCAAAGAAAAAAUUGGAGCCAUGACAGACCCUAAAAUUAUUUUUCUUGCUUACUUCCUUUGUUUAAUAAUUAAGAGAAUUCUUAGUACCUGGUAUCCAAUAUAUUGUUUAAUUAUUCUAAGUUUUUAUUCUUUUAGCACUACACCUCCUGGUAAACUGUUCAAGGCAAUUCUUACCUCAAAUGAGAGCGAUAUUAAACCUGACUCACCUGGUGAAGAUGAGAGUGCAUUGAUUGAAUCAGUGUUUUUACAUAAUGAUAAAGCUGUUGACUUAGUGCUUGGUGAAGAAGAUCCACAUUUUAUGAUGAACUCCUCUGACUCUUCACCUGAGAGCAGUGUAGUUAGUGAGGCUGGAGAACCACUCUAUGAUGAGUCACUUUUGAAAGAUUUGUUUUACACUACACCGGUAGGUUUCAAAAAUAUUUACUUGACAAAGUUGAUCAUCUUACUUAAAAGUUGAUCAUGUUAAAACCCAAACAAAAUUUGCAUGAUUUUAAUGGAAGGCUACUUUAACUGUGAAUAUGUCUGUCACCAUUGACCAUGCAAGCAAAACUUUAUUGCAUUAAUUUAUUGUGUCGGUGUAUCAAAUCUUUUCAUGGUAAGGCAAUUUUUUAAAUUUUCUUCUCACCAUGAGAGCGGUCAUUAGAAUGAAGAAAUUAUCCCGCACAAAAAAUCUCUUUAUUUCAAUUUUUAACAACCUGUUGUAGUUUCCACAAGAAAUAAAAUGGAACAUGAAAAAUAAAAUGUACGCUCAUGCACACACAUUUUUAAGAUGCUAUUUUUUAAAACUGUAUUCAGGCAGUGGCUUCAGAUACAGAGUCGGAUAAUACAGUCAGCACAGAUGAUAAUGAUGAUGAUGAGCAACCUCUGACUCAUGUCAUCUCUUUAAAAUCAAGAAAAGAGAAAAAGGUAACUGGUGCUUAUAUAUUAAAUGUGUUUCUAUCUGUAAUUCAUUGAUACAUUUGGGGAAAAUAAUGGCUAUUAUAAAUUAAUGUGCAGUCAGAAUCAACAAAUUUGUCGAUUCAUGAUGGUAAUGUACAUCCACCUCUUUUUGUGCAAUUGUUAUUAAAACCGUUGUUAAACAUCCAUUGAGGAUACUGUCACGGUAAACUGUGAAGGGUUUUAUGUUCAAUAUGUAUCCUAUUUUGCAGAAAACCAGGACAGCAAAGGGCAGGCAACAAUUUCCGCAGCAAUUACUCAUACAAGAACGUGAUGAGAAAGAUGUAUCAAGUGUGGAAUAUAUUGAUCCCAAUCAAACCAAUAGUAGUGAUACCCCUGAAAAAUAUAGAGGUGAUCUGUUUUCAUUUGAAUAAAUAAUGCCUCAAUAGAAAUUAUCAUGUCCAUAAAUUUAUUUUCUCAGAAUAAAAUUCCCAAGAAUGGUUCUUGUAAAAAAAACGUCAAACAAAGAAAAAAAAAACAAGACAAUGGCACACAGUCUAUGGUUCACACUGCUGGUGGAAUCAAUAAAACCUUCCCCAGAGUCCUCAAAAAUUCUUUUGGUGGAAAAAUGACACACCAAUUGUGGUUUGUUUUCCCUUUUGUAGAAUCAUUUGAUAUCUUUCUUUUAGAGUUUCAACUAUGACAAAAGAUGACUCAGCGAAUACCUAGUAUAAUAUUUUAAGGUCAGCUUUGACCAAAAAAUGUGGAAUUCACCAACGAUGUCAUCCCUUUAAACCAGCCCUUGUAACCAGUACAUUAUCUUGUAUCCUGUGUCUUUUAUUUGUCUGCAGUCUUGAUACCUGUAUUUUUCCCAUUGUGCAGGUCACCGCACUCCAACAAAUAGUUCUGCUGAUUCAUUUCCAUCAACUAAGAACGGCAAGGAGUCAAGUCCAAAUCCUCAUGAAUUCAUUGAAAAUAUUGGUCCUGAGAAACUGACUGCAUUGGGUAGAGUUGAUGCUGCUCGUGUUAUUGUGGAUAGUCUUGGAGUCAAUGGAGAUAAUGUGAAGUCAGGGUAACAAUGUCUGUAUUUGUGAUGGCGAGUUGUUAAUAAUGUACUGUUAGUUGAUCAGAGUUGGUGUCACACCUGACAUUGACACUUAGAUCGAGCUGCAUACUCCACUGAGAACAGCAACCCCUACAGAUAUAACUGCCUCUUCUCAUUAUUUUUGUUCAGGACAUACUUUGUUGAGUACAGCUUCCCUGCUUCAAUGCUUACACAAAGACAAAAAGAAAACAUAUCUAUGGCAACAGAACUAACCAGAAUUGCAUCAAAAAAGCUCCAAGAUGCAGGUAAAAUCUCAUCGCUUGACAAUAGCAAUCAACAUAGCUGUUCUAAUAAAGGUGGUUUUAGGUUCAAUACCUCAAACACCAGUUACAAAUGUGUGUUUUAAAAUAUUCAUUUAAAUUAGGCAGAUUAACACCAAUAUGAUGGAUGACUUAUUAACAAUGUCAUGUAGACAGACUAGUUAUCUGUAUUGUUUUUGGCUGCAGUGUAGGGUUUUAAUGAAUAGAUUGUUUUGUUUCUCUCUACAGAAGUAUCAUUCAACCAUCGCUCAGUGUUCCCAGCACUGUUUAAUUCAACUGUGAUAGAUUACUGGUGGAGAAGACCACUGACCUUCAGAGUUUACUUUAGAGAGUCAGGAAAGAGAAUGGUACAUUGCUAUUUAGAAUGGUUGAGAAUUUGUAGGAUAGCUACAAUCACUUUCAAAAUUGUUGAGACAUUGAACUCAAGUAGGAUAACUUCAGAGAACAAAACAAUCCACACCCCUUCCCCUCCCCUCCUAGAAAGGUUGGAGUGUUCUACAGGUAGCUCAAACAGUGGCACAACAUUGCAUGGAGGGGAUCAUGGGAAAGGAAAAGCUUUAUUUUCCCUUUUUGAAGUCGGUCAAGAAAAGAAAAGACCCUUUAGGGCAAAAUGUCUCAACUAAUCUUGCACUGAUUGUAGGCUUAAACACACCUGGCUGAUAGCAGGCCCAGAUGUAACUCUUCUGUUUGAAUUACAUGAAUACAGUGUAAUAAUUUUCCCAAGUAAGUAGACGCUGUAUUUCUGUUUAAGCCUGUAGUUGUUGGAGUAGCAACCUUUCCUCUCAAGACAGUUCUUCAAUCUGACACUCUCAGCUCAUCAGCAUCUUUGCAAAUCAAACACAGUGUGGAUCAUAUUAGACGUGAAGAAUCCAGUAGUUCAUCAUCAGUGUAUCAUGCUUCCUCCUCAGACGAUCACCCUCUUUAUGGGGUAUCAUUUGGUCCCUUAUUGGUAAGUCCAGGUACUCCAACCAAGUGUAAAAUCAACAGUUCUUUCUCAUGACAGUCCACAAAAAGUACUAAAGAAACAUGUCACUGACAUUUUUAUAACAGCCUUCUCAAACUCAUGAAUAAUUCAUAAAGAAAAUACAAAGGAAAUUAAUGUUUAAUGGUGUUUGGAAAUCAGAUGAAGAACUGCUCAUUUUUGCAUCAUUAAUUUAUCCUUCUAAAAUCAUUUUGUUUGAGAAGUAAUAUUAAGCAUUUGACACAAUGUUUCAUCACCAGAUGAAACACUUCGAAGUUCAUCAAAAAUACUGCGCCGUGCGUUGUAUUUUCAACUCUCUUCCCAGUGUUUCAUCUGGUGAUGAAACACUGCAUCUCAUGCAUGAUAUAUUACUUGAAACAUGGUGUUGUCAAUGACAUCUACCUUUAAAUUUAAACAGUUCCUUGUGGAUUGGUAGGGUCAACAUGUCUUUUUCCUGCCUUACGUAAUGUUAUUUUAAUGUUUCUUAAUAUAUAUAGGUAAAAGUGGAAUUAAUGACAGAUGGAAAGCAGCUUCAUGUAAAACCAAGCGCUCACAAGAAGCCCCCUCUUCCAGCCACAACAACACCAACAAAGACAGCAGACCAUUUACAGGUUACAAAACCUGCUCAAAUUGUUGGCCAGGUUUUCGGUAAAGCAUCUCAUAGUCCAACCAAGGCUGCCAGCCUGUCAGACAAGAUGUUGCUCCAAACUUCUUCUAAAUUUGACAGAGUUGAUGAACCUGAAAGAGAGCCUUUAACACUUUUCCUGCUACUUUGGAUACCUGAAGGCAAGGAUCUCAUCCAACAUGGUUACCAUAGUAACCAAGGGCUUGUUACUAAAAACAACUUAUACCUAGUUUGCCGUAUGUUUUGGUGUGAUGAGUUAUCUAAAUCAAGAGUGUGCUGGGGAUCUGCAAAUCCAUCUUUUGGCUUUAAGCAGGUAGGUCCAACCAAGCAAAAUGAGAAAGAGAUCUCAUGAAGUGAGCCAUCCUUUAGUGCAGAAUGACUUGCACACAUACAGCUUAUUUAAGCAAGUUACAGUUUUUAUGUUACAUAUUUUUAGAUUGUUAGAAAUGUUUUUUUUAGGAAUUUUUGUUAAUCACCAACCAAAGGUUAUACAUAGCCUAAAAACUCAGUUGUAAACCUCUCUUGAUCUUGAACACUACACAGGGCAGGUCAACAUCAGCUUAAUUAUUACCACUGAGUGGCACUGAACCAUUUAUUUCAAUAUGUUUAGGUUGCCCCGGUGCUACUAACCUCAUCUCUGCUACAACGAGUCUGCAAUAACUUUAUGGUGAUUGAAGUUUGGAACAGGAUUGCUUCACAGGACCAUGGUGACCAGGUGAAGUGGGAAGAAAACAAACAGUACUUAUGUGUUUGUUUGUGACAUAUGUGUUUCUAUUUAUCUAUGUUGCAUGCUUGUGAUACUGAACCCGACAAAUGCCAAAACGAACAUUUUGCUCUUCAAUGAUAACUCUGUCCACUUAAGUGAAACAAGUCUCCAAAUCUUGUGGAAAACUAAAAUUGGAAAUGUUCAGAGGUAGGGUGCCGGUAAUAAUUUUGUGGCUCAACAUACAAACGGUUCAGAUCAAGGAAUUCCACACUAGCACAGUUUUUACUGCUUUUUUGAGAAUGCAGACCAUUGAUGGCUUCCUCAGCAUCUUUAAGGAAGCUACAGAAAGUAUGUUUUAUUAGUGUGAACAUUUCCUAAAUUAUCUAUAUAAUUUUUUUAUUCUUCCUUUUUGGGAAGCAAAAGAUAAUAGUUUUCUUUUUUUCUAACUAGUUGGUAGGACUUGUGAAGUUGCCAUUGCACCAGUUGUACUUGUCAUAUAGGGAUCCCAAGAUCACUAAAACGCUACUCAAGUCUAAGGUAACUAACAUAUUCUGUCUCUGAUCACUGACGGCAAUAAUAAGAAAAUAGCUUGUUCCAAUCAGUUAUCAAUGUCUACAGGUUGGUGGUAGGUUAGUCCAACAAUUUAAAUUGCAAUUUACUUGUGACUAUUUAAUUGGCUUUUAUUGAAGAAUAGCAUAAAUGGUUAAAUAUCCUUUCUGCAAAAGCAACGUUCCAUUUGGGAAGCAUAGUGUUAAUGCUGUCUUCUUUGACUGCGUUAUGUUUGUGCGUGAGUUUAUUGACUGAUGGCAAAAAUAGCUUCCUUUGUUUCUUUCAGUAUCCUGUUGUGGCCUUUGAUGAGUGGAGUUCUGUUACUAAUCCAUUUACUCACAUCCAGCAUGGUCAACUAAGGGUCCUUUUAGCCAUGGGCUUAGAGGAGCAGGUAAUUUUGCGCACCAUAACAUUGGAUUGUAUUAGCCAGCAGAUCUAUGUAACCAAUGUCUGUUUGGGAGGAUGCCAGUCACGCUGGAGGAUUUCUUUUUUUUGUUUAUUUAUACUAGGACUGAAAUACUGAAACUCUGGUUGAAAUUAUUGGGUCCUUAAGUAACUGGUUUUCCUUGCUGUUUUGCAUAGCCUUACUGUUACAAGGUUGGGUAGAAGUGGUUUAGGGUUAGUUACAUGUAUGUUAGUAGGCUGUAGGGAUGUCUGCGAACUCUUUCCUUUUUUUGUUGUUGUUUCAGGUUGCUGCCAUCCUGGCUAUGAAAUGUGGAGGAGAUCUUCUGGUUGGCAUUAGUAAUUUACGUCCAGAUCACCAUCUUGACAAUCAAAGGUUAAUUUGUAAAAUUGUUAAAUCACAGUUUUUACAUAAUCUCCAGUGAGGUACAUUAGUGAGGCAUUGUGGUCAGUCCUCUAGUAUCCCCAUGAUCAAUGCAGCAUUUUUUGUUGAGCAGUUAUUGACUUACAUCUUUUUUAAUUCAAUUUGUAGAGUGAGCAGUAGAGAUGACCAUGAAGGUUUGCAAGAACUUGGUAAGAUAGUGAACUAUCCUCUUAACUAUCUCUACGUCAGUUACAAGCUAAACCACAUAUCCUAACAGACUCUUAGAAACUUACUGCCAAAAACUGUGAGCCGUAUGGUUAUUUGGUGGCCACUAUUAAUGUGAUUAAUAGACUGAGUGAAGGCAGGCUGGUUUUGAGAGACGGUUGAAGAUGAUUUGUUGUGCUUUUUUGACAGUCGAACAUCAGUUUGAGAUCACAGUUGAGGACAUUAGAGGCUUGUGUGUAUUUGGCAGCACUGUCUGGGGUGAAACAGACUGUUUUGUACAGUAUCACUUUCCAUUCCAGAGGGACUUGCAACAUAGUGAUUUUUCAAUUGAUGGUAAGAUCUCAAUUUCUUCUUUGCAAAGUGAAAGGCCAUUUACACUCUGGAAUGGAAUAAUUCCUGUGAUAUUUUUUUUAAGCGAUCCCAAUCCUUCAACCACAUCGCACCCCUACAACACUGUGUGUCCCUGAUCCAGCAUUCCAUGAUGUCACAAGACAUGCUUUUAAGCUUCCACAAGGUUUCCCAGUCCAGAGACACUUGCUUGCAGCAUUCACCGGCUCAAGACUGGCUGCUACGUCUGUACCAGGGUCAGGUGGAGUUCCUUUUGAACUGUGGAGAAGAUACUAUUACCCAAACAUUAGAGACCAGAUGGUGGCAAAGGUGGGUUGCUAUCUAGAUUCAAUAAUAUAAGGAUAACAUUAUGCUAAAAAAAAAUAUACAAAUUUUGACUAUAUAAAUGCUGAGUAAGCUACUUAUUUUAUCUAAUUACUGUACAGCUUUACAUAAGACGUUUACAUGUUCAGAAUGGCAUUGCAGAGUCGCCAUUAUUGAGAAGCACAGUAACUUGCGGCCAUUUUGAUAAUGCACACCUUCUGUAAGUUUACAUGAUUGAGUUUGGGCAGUGAAAUCCUCAUAGAAGCGCUCAGAAAAGAAGUUUUUUAUUUUUAUUGUACUGCUGUUUCAAAUGCCUUUGGAACUUUGGCUUCUUAGAGGUAAUCCUGUUUUACAUUCUUCUAAUCCAGGCCAGUCUUCCACUUGCAAAGCUCUGCGCAAUGGUGACAAUGCAGAAACAAGGUGAAGCUAACAUCCAGAGCUUCUCUUUGCCACUGACAGUCCUUGCUGGCGAUGAGGUGGAUGGCAUGCGACAGGACAGGGUCCGUGACACUGGGCUGCUUGAUGUUACUGUAAAGUAUCAGCAGGUGGUAUCCAGGCGUCUUAAAGAAGGACAAACGACCCUGAAGGAAGGUGACAAUCAAAUUUGUCUAUCACUUGAAGUGAUUCAAGCUUGUGGUCUAAAGGUGAAUGGUCUUUGGACAUCCUUCACAAUUAGCAAAGAAGACAGAUAGCAAUUAAUUGAAAUAAGUUAUUGCCAUCUCAAUAUUAAUAUGAAUGUGGUCAUUGUAACGUUGGUGAAGCAUCAAAAAGGUUUUGUUGCAUACUCACCCUACUAUUUUCUUCUCGGUGUACUUUUUUCAGGGGCAUCCAAUGAGGAUAUAGUUCAAAACCACUUAACAUAGCAUUGUUGAACGUAGUUUAGUAUUCAAACGGUAGAUAUAGGCAUAUUUUUAUCCCCUAAAAACUUCUCAUCUGUUCGGAUUUCCUAGCUGAAAGUGUAGUGAUCCGAAAAUUAUAGGGAUAAAAACUUACCUUUUCGAAAACUUCAGCCAGGAAAAGGCUCCCGAAAAUUCUAGGUGGCCUUUUUUAGGGUCAAAAUCCGUUAAAAAUGGGUAAUUAUACCAUUUUGUCAAUGUUCGAAAAUCCUAGGAGAGGCAGGCAAGCAAGAAAUUUUACAACAAAUGCUCCGAAAGUUCUAGAUCUCAAAUCGUCUUCCGAACAGAUAUUUUCCCGAAAAUUGCCGUUGGGUGCCCCUGUUUUUUUGCUGCUUUUGAUUCUUUUAGCAGCUUGUCCCCCUGGGAAAGGCACAGACUGAUCCUAGACUAUCAGUUAAGCUGUAUUUUCCUUUCAAGACUGUAUAAUUAGUCUUUACCCAACACCAAACACCUCCUGUAGAAAUGCUUAUGUACUUUUAACCGUGUUGUUGCUUCAACCACAGGCAGCAGCAAGUCUACAUGCCAGAUCAAACCCAAACCUAUCAUACCCUGCCAAGGUUGGUGUCAAUACUUAUAUUGUGAUCCAUUUCCCAUUUGGACGAAAGCGUAAACAUGUGACGAGGACUGUGGCAAGAACGUUUAGCCCUGAGUUCACCUAUAGUGCAGACCUGUUGUUACCAAUAGUAUUGCCAGCAGGUGUUGGAGGAAAGAAACAGCUAAGCUUAGCAGAACAACUGGAAGAUGCUGCGAUCGUUUUUGAAGUUUGGUUAGUAUUCAGGUUCAUUUCUCUUUUGCCUGAGAAACGUUUCCCUGAGAAAUGCCACUUCAGGCCCUGGUUGUUCAAAAGCUUGAUAGUGCUUUCCACUAGAUAAAUCUCCCUCCAGGGGUUAAGUACAUGUAUUUGGGAAACCAAGUGCAUUAUCCACUGGAUAGUGCUCUCCUCCUUUUGAACAACAAGGGCCAACACUUUUUAUUAAUUAAUGGAAAGCAAAUAGAAGAAGAUCUAGGGUAGAGCUUUCACUGAACAAUCACAUACCAUGUAAGUUGCUAAGAAGUGUUAAGAAAUGUUUCUUGUAACUUCGGAGUUUGAAUUAGCCAGGUGGAAAAUAGAGGAUUUACAGUUAGGAAAACUUACAAAGUAUUACUUCUAACCAGGCAUCAAAUGUCACGAGGGAUGAGUGGUAACCAGGUGACAAGAUCAGGUGACUAUGGCAAGGGUGGUAGGGAAGGAGACGUGUUGCUAGGUGUGGGACGAGUACCACUUAUUAUGCUUCUCACACGUAAGACAGGUUAGUCCGUACUUUAUUUGAGUGCAUUUUAUGUGCAACUGUAUUCAUGAAGUUCAGUUGUAGAAUUGUCACCAUCCUUGAUUGAAAGUGGUAGUAUGCUAUUUGCUCUAGGGAAAUAUGGUUUCUAUUUUGUACUGACUAUUUGUGGUCGCUUUAUGACAUUAAUGUAAAAUUUGUGUAUUCAGGAGUCAAAGGAUGGUACCCAAUAUACCCUCAUACUGAAGGCGACGUUCAUGAUGCGUCCUCUCAUGAUGACCCUGAAAAGACCAUUGGGGGAGUAGAACUACGCAUUUGUUUCUCUGAGAAAGAAGACAGAGAUCAUGUCGUACAUAUUUCAAGAGGAGUUGGUUGGUCACCCCCACCUGGAGUAGAAUAUAUUGACGACAGGUUAGGUGAGGAUGAAAUGUCUAAAGAAGGACACUGGGAAUUCUGCUUGAAAAUUAGCAAGGCGUGGAUUCCUCCUUCAGAAUUGAAUUCCAUUGACACCGCAACAAAGAAAGAGGACAGGAAUGUAAAGGCUUAUGCAAGAUAUAAGCUCUAUAACAAAGGUAUGGACAGGACUAUGCAAGUGUCAUACACUCUCCAUUUCAGGUGUUUGUUUAUAUUAUUUUGUCUAUGGUGUAUAUUUGUCCCAGACAUCUUUAUUGCAUAUAAUUAAUUUGUCUGUUAAGAUUGGUGGUAAAUCAGAGGGAACAAUUUGACUGAAUUAUUACAUACCUUAUUGGGAUCACCUUACCGCCUUUUUUAUUUUUCCAUGUAGCUCCCAUUGUCUCACGAUUAACACCUGUCAAAGAUAGUGGGGAUGGUAAAUUCAUCUGUGAGCUGAAGCACUGCAAAGAAAUCAUGUUACCAGAGACGCCCUCUGUCACCUGGUACAUGAGGGAAGAGAAUUUAGAGAUCCAAGUCUGGCUAAGUAAGAGAAGACAUGACGCUGAUAGCAACUCAAGAAAAAGAGACAGAUUAAUGGGCUCGGCCUUUGUAGAUGUUUCAUCUAUACUUAUCAGCCAGCAGAGGAAACAUAGGCAAAUCAGGUUUCAAUCCAUUAAAAUGUUUGGUUGAAAUGUCCUUGAGUCUUUUUAUUGAAUCCCUGGCUUUUUUUGCUCCUAGUGUGAAAUAUACUGAAUUUGUGGUCUCCAUCAAUCCCUAACUUACUUUAAAACCCGACAUUGUUUGUUAUUUUGCAGUGGACUGUACCCUCUUUUCAGGUCUGGAGCAAGUGACUUGUUUGGUGCAUGCGUUCAUGUACAGGCGGCUCUUAAAUGGUGUUAUGUGAAUAGCAGUGACCCAGAGGUAAGACAGACGUGGUUUCAUGUGUUAAGCCAUCUUCAACUACUAAUGUCAUCAAGACAUUCAUCCUUGGAGUAACUUAGGAAAUACUCAAAGAAGGUCACUCACACCACCCUGGAGUUCUUUGUAUAUGUUUUUGUUUAAUUUGUACACUUCAAUUAAUUAAGUCUUCCACAGCCACUAUUAACUUUCUUGGGUAUUCAUUUUAGUUUUAUAAAUAGCGGAAGUUACUUUCAUUCAUUCUGGAAAAUAAUGAACCACCUUCGAUGUGUUUUUUGAGUCUGGCUCUUCCUAUCAUUGCAAGGCCAAUGUCCCUUCAAGUCACUCACUCUAGUUAUGUGUUCUUGUAUUAGCUGCAUGUGGACUCUUUCGGAGGUUAUUAACUUGAGUUCAGGCGACUGGAUUAUCACUUCUUCAUUUCAGUUUGACCUUUCACAAGACAUAGUAAAUUCAGAUGAUUCAGGUAAUGAUGCUUCCCCUCUAGAAGAUUCUGACGCACGCAGCAGUACCAUCAAGUCCACCCAGGAUCACUCUGCUAAACCCAGCCAACCAGAAACACAGCUGCCCGUCAUUGACUCAAAUAAUGAUGACACUUUCACCGCUCAUGUUAUCAUUGAACAAGCUCUUCAUCUUCCUACUGUUCCGGGAAGCAAUGGUGAAAGGUAACAUGAAUGCUUUAGCUGCCACAUUUCGUAAAUCUAUUAAGCCUUGUCAGGUUCACCGCCAUCUGUGCUUCUCAGGUUUAAAGGUGGCCAAGUAAGGCGCUGUUUUCAUAGUGUGAAUUGAUAAACAACAGUUUGUUUGUUUUUACAGAACAUUACCAAGUGUGUAUGUUUCCUAUCAAAUGCUUCCUUCUGUACCGCCUUCAUACACAUCAGUUGUUGACUCUUCAACCAACCCUACUUGGGAAUAUCAGAGACUGGAAAGGAUAAGUUAUAGCUCACUUAACACUUCACAGGUGAAUGAAGCAUUGUGUUUUUCAUACUUAUUAAAAAGUAUGUAUAAGUCUAUUUUGUCGUGUGUUAACUGCAGGACCUUCUAGUCGACAGAUUAAUCAAUCCUUCUACUUAAAGGUCACAUAACGUUCACUUCCCCUUAGUGACGGUAACAUCUGGAUGAUGCUUGUUUUAGAUGGAUUGAUAGAAGGGACCCGUUAUUGGCAACACCCAAAGUGAUCUCAGUUUAAUUUGACAGUGUCUAAUUUUUUUGUAUUUUCUUCUCUGUAAGGGUCUUGAAUUCAAGGUUUGGCACACUUCAGGCAAGCUCGAGGAAGGUACAGUUGAGUUUUGAUUACAAUCCAAUGAAGCAAGGCAAAUUACAUAGGGGCAAGUUGAACUACAGUCAAAUCCGACUUUAGGAACACCCGCAGUAUACAGACACCUGGUUGUUAUGGACAGUUUGCUUUGUCCCUGGGAAAAAAGCCCUUACAUUUGCUCUAAAUUCAACCUGCUUAAAGGUACAGAAAAACGGGUAACAAAAAACGUGCAACUUGUUUUGCAACAUUGCUGCAAAACGAGUUGAAAAGCGAUGUUGCUCGUUUUACCACCCAAAUAAAACCUGUCUUGCAACAAAUCAGGUUGUUAACAGGUUUGAACAGGGGUGGUAAAACGCGCAACAUCGCUAUUCAACUCGUUUUGUAGCGAUCUUGCAAAACAAGUUGUCCGUUUUUUGUUGCCCCUUUUUCCGUACCUUAAUACGGACACUUGUCUAUGGCUCCCCAGGUAUUAAAGGGGUUUGACUGUAUUAAGUUGGAUACUGCUACACUCAUGCCUCUCGUCUUAGACUUAAGAGUACGAGUUAUUUCACUAAUGAAAUAAUCAGGUGUACCGGUAUAUAAUUUUCCUUGCAGGUCACACCAAAAUACCUGAUUCUACCAGAGAGAAUCCAGAUAGCUCCAGUGGUGCGGACCGAGUUCUUGGGGUCGUGUUAUUUGAUUUAUCACCACUGUUGGCUGGUAUGAGGCAGCUAAUUGGCUGGUACAAUGUAACCGAUUUUAACGGAGACUGCAAAGGACAGAUCAAGGUAUUUUGAACAAAGCGAAAGUUUAUCAACCGAAUUUAUGGUAUCCUGUGAUCGGAUGAAACACAUAUUUAAAUGUGAAACAAAGGCUCUCUAAUGAUUAACAAUUUUUGAAGAGAUUUAAAAGCAAAACUUUGCAACAUUUGUCCAAACCUUCUUCACAAUAGUUGUUUUGUUGUCGAUGUUGUUGUUGUAUUUUAGAUUGGUGUUUCACCUGUUAUCCCCGUGUCUCCUCCACGAUCUUUACCUGCUUCAAGGCAGCGCCUUCACCUCCCAUCUUCCACGCAGCAAGAUGUGAGUUAACUUAGUUCUGCUUUUGGACUUUCAACAGUUUCUAUGAUCUAGAAAAGAUUCAUAGUUCCACUGUUUUUACUUAGGUGUGCCUGCUUUUCUGAACUCGUAAAUUGUGACAUUUUCAAAAUCGUAAAUAUUUAUUGCAAACAUCAGUGAUAUUUUUCAGCGUUUUUGUAUUGUAAAUUACCAAUUAUUACUUUAUCGGUUAUUAUAUAUUACUGUAAUUACUUUUACACUAAUUUUAAAAUACACAUGCAAGUUUUAACGAGAACAUGAUUAUGUACUCACCUAUGCAUACUUCUUUGUGAUAAGCGUAUUCAUAAAAUUUAACUGAUUGUGUUGAAAUAUCAUUCUGUCAAGGUUAAGUUCACUCAAAGCUAUAAUUAAAGUAGCCUGUUCAGAGACCCUCUCUUUUCUCUUAAAAGUCUCUUAACUGCGCGUGAUAAAAAUAAAAACAGCAGGGAAUUAAAUGACUGCUAGCGUAAGGGGGUACAGGUGGGGGAAGAAGGAAAUAGAAAUAAAAACAACUAGUUCUUUAUUUUUCUUUCUCGCGCUCGCCGAUUAUCGAAAAAUAAAGCAACGUUUGUUUCCAGGCUAUAAUUAAGGUGGCUCGACAUUUAUUUUGGAAGGCACACUUUCUUUCUUUUAACUUCUUAUUCCUAAGUAGCUUGAUCUUAACAAAUGAAUUACACAUUGACUGACACUAUAUUAUAAUAUAUAGAUUUAGCCAGGGCUAAAAGCGAAGCUCUGGUUAAUAAUACGUGUAAACAAAAAAAAUUAAAUCGUGUAACGCUAAACGGGGGACGACAAUGAAAAUGGCUUCAAGACUAAUAGAUCUAAUUAGCAAAAAAACAAAUUGCACGUGCAGCACACUUUUUCUUCUAAUUAGCGAAAAGCAAAUUUGCACGUGCAGCACGCGUUUUUGUCUUUCCCUUGCUGUUGUUUUGCACGACUACAAUGCUGUUUUGUACGACUAAAGCGUCAAACUUCCUAGUUACACACUAUUUUUAUGGAGAAAUUGUCGUAUGUGCUUACCCAAUAUUUUGUUUCCAGUGUUCAUGUUCGCUUUUAUUUUUCCCUACCGCUCAUUUUCACCUUGCUGGCCGCUACCAUUUCUUAUUUUCUCACCGCCGCUUUGAAUUUCCAUGUUUUUCUUCCAACGAAUUUUCAAUAACUCGCUCUAGCUCUUUCUCUGUUAUCCACGUUAGUGUACACAUAAAAAAUAACGCCGAAAAAGACACGACUUUUUUCUUUCUAAAAGUCCGGGCGGCCAUGUGAUUUCCUUCCAAAUAAAACCUUGAGUUGCAUUUGGGUUCCCAUACCUGAGCUGUUGAUUGAGUUAUUUUACAUUGGUAUGUCUGUGGUGCGGACGGACGGUCGCUCGCACGCUCGCUCGCUCGGUGUACGGUCACGUGAUUACCAAAUUUUCUGGGAUGGGUAGAUUACCACAUUUCCUUAGCUAUGGGGCUCCGCCCACGCGCGCGCUUCGCGCGCGGGUGGAGCUCCGCUAUUAAUUUUUGCAAGUAAGUGAACUUUUCUAAUUACUCACCUCACUUUAUUUACUUCUUUUAUUCACUAAGCUAAUCGAGUUUGGUUCUAGGUUGAGCUGACUGACUCGUCGUCUCUAAUCAACCAGAGAGAAUCACAUCAAAUGAUUCACCAGGAUGGUUCAGUCCUCAGAUUACACACAGACAAAAAACCUCAGGAUGAUCAAACCAGUGGCUUUAGACCACAUACACUUGAUACUGCCAUUCACACACUGGAUGCAGAUGUAGGGACAGCGCCAGUAUCUUCCACUUCCUUCCUCUUGUCCCAAUUAAGGUGCGUAGGCUACUUGUUUUCUCAUCAAUUUUUCGGUUGGACUUCUGAACAUGUCUACAAGUUGAUACGCUCUUUCAGUUCCUUAUACCAUGUGAUACUGUUCGUCGUCAGUGCGAUCUGCGAAACACUUUUUUCUGUCAUAGCUAGCUACUUAACCGUGUUUGUCGAUAAUUUCGAUAAUUUUCUUAUCGGAUGAAAAAUAAGCAGACUCAUUAGAAUUGGUAAUGACAGUAAUCGCUAUUAAUAUAGUACCGUAAGAGUGAAAUUGAUACGCAUUCUUCUUGUCACUAAGACUCCGAAAAUGUUGAUGAUUCGACGCCAACUGAGACAUUAUGCCCCUUAAGCUAAGGUACCCAAAGCAUUCUUCCAUGAACGAUGCAUCCGAGUUGCUUCUGUGUCAGUAUAUGUACGAACUUAUAGACUUAAGUCAGGCUUUCUUUUUUCCUUGUGUUCUUUUCUUAGGCAUAGUAUGAAGGAGUUGGAUGUUCUACAGCAAAAUUUAAACGUCAAGUUAAAAGCUGGCAGUGCGGUAGGGGAUAGCAGUGUUCUCACUCAGGAACGCCCAUCCGUUGUUGCUUUACCAAGUUUUUUCUCAGACACAGUUGCCACAAGAGAGUUAAAGGGUUCAGAGACAAUUCAUGCCAAACACAGAAUUGCUGAAGAACCUGAUUUGAGGAGUAAAACCGCCUCAGAAACUGAACACAAGGAGAUGGAAUUUAGACGGGGAGUAAUUUCGCUAAAUGAUAAAGAAAUCAUCACUCCUGGUGAUAGGCGGUUGCUGUCCUCUCCGUUUUCUGUUCGUGAUGAUACUGUUGAAGGAAUUGGAGAUACGAUCAAACAGGGUGAGGUGGAAGCAUCUAGUAGCAAAGACAAUUUAGACCCUCAUAAAAGUGAAGACGGAUGUGUACUUCAAAAUGCAGAGGGUGACAGCUUCUUCACUUUCAAGGGAAGGACUUCUUUAAAUGAAGGAACAAAUAAGAGAGACCUCUUUCCUUUUGAUGAAGAUAGAAAAGAAAAUAUACAUCCUAAUCAGCAAGUUGACAGUUUCUUCGGUUUAGAGAGAGACAAGUCUGCUGAAAAUCGGAGGCCGUCAAUUGAUAGUGAGCUAAGUAUUAGUGAUGUCUCUGAUGAUCUCUCUGUUAGUGGAUAUGUUCAGGAUAACUCGAAAACUGCAAGGUUUACUGACAUUAAAGACAGUUGGCUAAGCAGCGAAGAUGAAGACAUACCAGAACCUGUAGAACAGUCUGAAAAUCCUGGUCUGUCAAAAUCUCCUUCCGUAAUUUCUUCAGAGAGUGAUGCAAAUGUUGGACUGAACAAUGGUGCAGUGUCGUUGCCAAGCACUCAAGAACUUUAUUUUAAUCCUGAUGCUAAUAAUGACGAAGUGAAAGACAAGGAAAUAGUUGACAGUAGUAUGAAAGGGGACCAACAAGGUGUAAGAAGGAGGAUAAUCAUGGACAACGUGGACUUCAUUGAUAAAGCUAGUGCUGACGUCCCUGGUGAAAGUGCCGCUGGUGGGUCAGUUAAUAGUGGUUCAGAUGCCAAAAACGCAACCUUUCAAACUGAUGAAGAAAAUGACUACAACUCUCCCGUUUAUUACAGAAAACCACAGUCGAGAGAACUGCCAACGAGCCCUGUUCUGUCAGUUCCUCGUUCUGGUCAUCAUCUAAAAAACACUUUGCCGAACUUUUUUAUGCCCACAGAACAAUUAGUAGAGUCUAUGAGGUCUCUAAGAUUAGGUUCCUCAAAUCAAAGAUACGGCAGCACUAAUUCACAUUCCAAACUACUGGCUCGUUCCAGUCAUUUGAAAAGUGACGGCCAACAUACAAAAGGGAACUUAACUGAACAGUUCACUAAACGCAAGCCUGUUUACAAAGCAAGAAGAGACGAAAGACCGCCAAUAUCUAGAUCAGAGGCAGCUCGGAUUGCUAAAAUUUUCAAUUCUGGGAGUGUUUAG
Porites evermanni is the source of this 16838-nucleotide messenger RNA. NCBI's taxonomy places the organism in Eukaryota, Metazoa, Cnidaria, Anthozoa, Scleractinia, Poritidae. The record is from the annotation of a GenBank genome assembly.